This is a messenger RNA of Prorocentrum cordatum, 663 nucleotides long. Lineage: Eukaryota; Dinophyceae; Prorocentrales; Prorocentraceae. The record is from the annotation of a GenBank genome assembly.
GCGGAGCGCCAGCUCGCGAGAGCGGAGCGCCGGGCCCGGCAGGAGCUCCAGGACAGCAGGGUCCGGGACGAGAAGUGGGACGACCACCCGGCCAGACGAGGCCGGGUGUCCCGGUCCCCCUCGAGGAUACCGCAGCGAGCCCGCUCGUCCUCCUCGAGGGCGUCCCGGCGCAGCGGGUCCGCUUCGAAGUCGAAAGGGCGCCGAAGGUCCGCCUCCCGCAGGCGGCGGCGAGCGGGCUCGCGCUCGCCGCCACCGCCGCCGCCCUACGGGCCGCCGGGGAUGAUGCCCGGCCCUGGCGGCAAGGGCAGCUGCAAGGGCGGCUGGCCUGGCGGCUGCAAGGGCGGCUGGCCUGGGAUGCCUGACAUGAUGGGCCACAGGGGCCCAUCCGGCUUCCCGCCCGGCUGGGCCGGGCCCCCGCGGGGCCUUCCGGGCUUCGGUGCCCUGCCACCGCCCGGCAUGCCGCCCGGCAUGCGGCCCGGCAUGCGGCCCGCGCCUGGACCGCCUCCUGGCAUGCCGCCGGAGCGAUCAUCGCCCGGGCCAGCCGCUGCGCCCCCGCCACCCCCGCCGAAGCCAGCGGAGCGGUCGAAGGCCGCGGCGGAGUCAGACGGCUCCGACGUGGACGUGGCGAAGAUCUCGGAGCAGAUCAACCUGGACGACAUCUAG